Messenger RNA from Synchiropus splendidus (mandarinfish), 1080 nucleotides. RefSeq names its product protein Wnt-8a-like. The transcript is spliced from 6 exons. Gene Ontology annotation, biological process: multicellular organism development; canonical Wnt signaling pathway; cell fate commitment. Bases 1 to 1080 code for a protein of 359 amino acids. Gene Ontology annotation, molecular function: cytokine activity; frizzled binding. The record is from RefSeq and is a predicted model, not a curated record. Gene Ontology annotation, cellular component: extracellular region. NCBI's taxonomy places the organism in Eukaryota, Metazoa, Chordata, Actinopteri, Syngnathiformes, Callionymidae.
AUGGGACCCCUGGAUCUCCUCACAGCGAUGCUGCCAUAUCUGACAUGUCAGAUUUACUUUGCAUCAGCCUGGACUGCGAACAACUUCCUCAUGACAGGACCUAAGGCUUUUUUGACUUACGCGGGCAGCGUGCAAAUGGGAGCGCAGAGUGGGAUACACGAGUGCAAACACCAGUUUGCGUGGGAUAAGUGGAACUGUCCGGAGAGCACGCUUCAGUUGUCAACACUAAGCAGCCUGCGCAGCGCGACAAGAGAGACAUCGUUCAUGCACGCCAUCAGCGCGGCUGGAGUGAUGCACACGCUCACGAAGAACUGCAGCAUGGGAGACUUUGACAACUGCGGAUGCGAUGACUCCAGAAUCGGACAGACAGGAGGCAAAGGUUGGAUCUGGGGUGGAUGCAGUGACAACGCGGCUUUUGGGGAGAAGAUAUCUAAACAAUUUGUGGACGCGCUGGAGGAUGGACAUGACUACCGGGCGGCGGUCAACCUGCACAACAACGAGGCCGGUCGACUGGCCAUCAAGGCUACCAUGAGAAAGGCCUGCAAGUGUCACGGAGUGUCUGGAAGCUGCAGCAUUCAAACCUGCUGGAUGCAACUGGCGGACUUCAGGGAAGUUGGCAACUACCUGAAGAUCAAAUACGCACAAGCCAAGAAGAUGGAGACGGACAAGAAACCGCUGAGAGCCGCAAACAGCGCGGACAACAGAGGAGCCAUCGCCAUCCGAGGCAUCCCGCGCACGGAGCUCAUCUACCUGGAGGACUCCCCAAACUACUGCAUCAAAAACCAGAGCAUGGGGUAUAUGGGCACUGAGGGCCGCGAGUGCGUCAAGGGCGGCAAAAGAAUUCCUGAGAAAGAGCGCAAAAGCUGCCGCAAACUGUGCCACGACUGCGGCCUGAAGGUGGUGGAGAAGCGCAUCCAGGUCGUCAGCAGCUGCAACUGCAAGUUCCACUGGUGCUGCACGGUCAAGUGCGACAAAUGCACGCAGGUCGUCACCAAGUAUUACUGCGCGCGGAGGGACGCCGGAAAAAGCUCGCACAACAAGACAAAGCGCAAGCAUCGCCGUGCGCACAGCAGGCGCUAA